UCUUCCACCAUGCCCGUCUUCUAUUCGCCUGUUCCAGAAAACGUGCGCGUUGGCCUCGCCUACGUGGGGACUUCUGUGCUGACCAACAACAGGACAGCAGACAGCAAAGACCAGGAGGAACAUUCUGUGGUGAACGAGCUGGUGUCCCACCUCCCUCUGCAGAUGUUGCUCUACUUCAACAUGUUUUAUUUCCCCUGCUGGUGGUUCUCCUCUGUCUUCAUGCUGCAGUUAAAGUACGAGUUCCUUCCAGCGUACUAUCAGGGUCUUCUCAUCACCGGGGUGGUCCUCCUGACGCUCAUUGAAGUGCUCAGACUCUACCUGGGCUACGUUGGCAACCUUGAAGAGAAGGUGCCUGAACUGUCGGCCUUCUGGCUCCUGACGUUCCUGUUGCAGCUGCCGGUGAUUCUUUUCUUCCUGACGGACGAGGAGAUCCUCAUCCUGCCUCUGGAGCGGGCCGUGCACGCCCUCUACUUGACCUUCCUGCUGGCCCAGAUCCUGGCCGCCAUGUUGGCGCUCAGGAGGAUGACGCGGAAGCUCACCUUGCUCUUCCACCUGCGCCAGCUGGGUAAAGCCGACGGCUUCGGCCGGCGCUCCACGCCCGUCUACGGCCUGUCGUACCACCGCGGCGUGCUGCCGGUGUCGCCCGCCGGAGCCGCCUCCCACUGAACCGCGCUGCAGAAAAGGCACUUUUUCUUGUUUUAGAAUGAUAGAAAAUACAAAUCAAUCAUUUCUUUCUUUAUUUUGGUUUUUAUUUCAUUUCACUAAUGGCAUUAAUAAUGAAAAAAUAGCUAUCAUUAUUGGAUGACCAUAAUUUCAAAAACUACAGCUGAAUAAACAAAGGAUUUGAUCCAUUUUGUAUAUAUAUAUUUACAAUUUUAAAAUAUAUAUUUAGCAAAUAUACUGUAUGUACAAAUAUAUGAUAAAAUAUAAUAAAAUAAAUGUUUAAAUUAUAGAAUAUAAUAUAUCAAAGAAUAUAUAGUAAAAUUAUUUUUUUUUAAAUGUAUAUUUUUUGUUUUGCCAACUUGACAAUGCUGUCUGUGAGCGUAGAAGAUGGGGUUGUGUUGAAGCUGUGUGACCACUAGAGGGCACUCAUGCACUUCAUGGACUUUCACUCCAAUCGGUGCUUCAUGAGGCACAAUAUCAUGUACAGUAUUUACAAUAUACUGUGUUUAUUCAUCUCACCAUAUUUUUAUGGCGGUGCUUGCAGUGUCCUGAACAGAAAUAUCAUCACAUUUUAAUUUAAUUUAAUUUAAUUUAAUUGCUGUUUUUAUGUGCACACACACACAAAUUAAAAAUAGAUUUUAAAAAAUAGAAAAAAAAGCCACACAAAUAUAUUUUUAAUUGUAGCAUUUUUUAAAAAAACAAAUAAAGAAAGACAAAUACUUUUUUUUUUCCAGAAAAAAUGCAUAUAUUUAUGUUGGGGAAAAAAAUGUAUUUUUGAGAAAAGAAUAAAAAAAAAAACAGCUUUUCAAAAAAUUGUAUAGGAAAUAUUUUACAAAAAACUUGAGAAAGAGAGUCAGUUUUUUAAAAAUAAAAACCUUUGGAGAAAAAAAAGUGUAUUUUAGAAGAAAAAAUGAAUGUUGGAUUUUAUAUUUUUUUACAUUAUCAUUUUUAAAAGUUGGACAUUUCCAUUAAAAAGAAAGUCACAUUUCCAUUGAAAUCAGUUUUUGUUUUUGACACAAAAGUUGCAUAUUUCUUUUUAAAAAUUUUAAAAAGUUGCAUUUUUGAAAAAAUGUUUUACGUUUUCAAAGAAACGUUGUAAAUUUAAA
Dunckerocampus dactyliophorus (ringed pipefish) is the source of this 1769-nucleotide messenger RNA. RefSeq names its product transmembrane protein 17A. Gene Ontology annotation, molecular function: 2-oxoglutarate-dependent dioxygenase activity; methyltransferase activity. NCBI's taxonomy places the organism in Eukaryota, Metazoa, Chordata, Actinopteri, Syngnathiformes, Syngnathidae. The record is from RefSeq and is a predicted model, not a curated record. Bases 10 to 666 code for a protein of 218 amino acids. Gene Ontology annotation, cellular component: ciliary transition zone. Gene Ontology annotation, biological process: non-motile cilium assembly. The transcript has 4 exons.